Molecule: messenger RNA, 1948 nt
Organism: Drosophila navojoa
Lineage: Eukaryota; Metazoa; Arthropoda; Insecta; Diptera; Drosophilidae
Product: transmembrane protein 216
Biological process (GO): non-motile cilium assembly
Cellular component (GO): ciliary transition zone
Source: RefSeq, a predicted model, not a curated record
GACCACCAACACAUAAUUCAAAUAAAUAACAACAAAAUGAGCAGCGACAACAGCAAGAAUAACAACAACUAGAACGACAGAGCCAAUGGCCAGCACAGCAGGUCCACAUUAUUAUUAUGGUCAGUCUAAAAAUAUAGCGCCCAACGUGAGCAACGUGAACAACGUCGAGCGCGUUGCGAUCGCAGCCGGGAUCCCAGUGAUAUAGUGAAUUUAUUAGAUAUAUCGUAUAAUCGGGAAUAGGACGGGACAGGUGUGAACUAAGUUAGUUAGAAUGCCACCAAAGCGACCGCCGCCGCUGGUGCCGAAGAAGCCCAAUCCCAGCAUGAAUUACGAGGUGUUAAUCUACUUGAAUAGCUUCUACUUUGGCAUGUUCGCCUGCUGCGAAAUGGCCAUGGGACUGCUGAAGGCUAUUAAUCUGAGCUAUACGGGGCAUACGCUCGCCCAGGACUCGACGGUGAUGAUAAGCUUCAUAGUGCUGGAGACGCUCCGUCUAAUAAUGGGGCGCAAGGGGACGCUGGCCGAGCGAGGCUGGACUGCCAUAAUGUCGGUCUUUCUGACUGUUCCGUGCUUUCUGGGCGUCUCGUAUCUGCUGCUGCUGCAGACCUACAGGCUGCGUCUGGAAUACUGCCUUUGUACACUGCAGAUCGCGCUCUAUCUGACCGAGGUGUGGUACGCCAUAGUCUUCGUUUUCUCACUGUGUCGUCCAGUAACUUAUGAUUAGUAACAUACAAGCAACAGUAGUGAGUGGGAGGAGACAUUUACAAUGUACGACGGGUACUUGACAAAAUAAUAGAGAUAAUAGCAAUAUACAAACAGAUAAAUUGUGUAAUCUGAGAUCUGAGAUGAAAUGAGAUGGUCCCCAAAACCAACAUAUAUACAUAUACAUACAUAUAUAACAUGUAGCAUAUAGUAUAUACACAUAUAUAUGCAUCUCUACUUGUGUAUAGUAAGGUUUAUGAUAGCAUACACAUGUAUAUAUAAAUAUAUAUAGACAUGUAUUUAAAACGGUUUUAUAUAUAUGAGAAUAAUUGUUAAAAUUUAAGCAUCAAUUGGAACCAAUACAACAAGACCGACAAGCCGAAAAGCUAAAACUUGAAUGAUUUUCACAUUUGUAUAACAAUUUUUUUGUAUACAUUAAAACUAUACACCUCUUAUGCACCCAGAAGAAUUCAAUCUUUUUGUGUGAAAAUUAGAAAAACAAAAACAAAUGUCUCGAGCCCUUGAAUACAUUAAUAAGUACACAAUUGUAAUAACAAAAUUCCCAAAGAUAAUAUGUUGUUUGAUAGUUAAAAAGAAAACAAAAGCAAAAUUGUAAAUUCUACAAAUUAGUUUAUCUCGCAGUUUAAAAGAAUUUUAAAACCAAUCUAAAACCAGGAAUACAGAGAAACUAAAACUGGCCCACGAAAAAGUCUAAAGGCAAUGUGUGUACUUUAAAGAAAUACUUUAUAUAAAUCUAGACUAAACUAUAUAGUGUAUCUAAGCCGUUCAAGAAGCCAUAAAAUCAAUGUAUAAGUAGAUGAGAUUUGAAUCUUAGAUGACGAUGAAGAUACUUAACACAUAUACAUGUUUCUCCACCCCACCCCCCGGCAUUCAAUCAGUCUCAUUGCAUUUCAUUAAACUCCGCACACCAAAUGCUAGUCAAACCAUUUCUCAAGAUCGUUGAGUCUCCUAUGUGGUUCCUUCUCGAUUAUCCCCCUCUAGUCAAAUAACAAUCUCAAGCAAACAAUUAGUGCAGUGCGAACCCAUUAGAAAAGAAGAGUAAACACCUAAAAUUAAUAAGACACAUAACAUUAAAGAGUCCUAUGUUUGCCACCUUAAUUGUAAAAUAUUUAAAUAUACAUAUACAUAUAUAUAAUUUCUGUUGGGAUGCAAAAUGUUAAAAAAAAAAAACCAUUUUUAAAAGUCGAUAAUUGAACAACCAAAGAAUGUAACACAAUUUAGUUAUAAC